Canariomyces notabilis is the source of this 1068-nucleotide messenger RNA. RefSeq names its product S-adenosyl-L-methionine-dependent methyltransferase. Gene Ontology annotation, biological process: mitochondrial respiratory chain complex I assembly. NCBI's taxonomy places the organism in Eukaryota, Fungi, Ascomycota, Sordariomycetes, Sordariales, Chaetomiaceae. Gene Ontology annotation, cellular component: mitochondrion. The transcript has 2 exons. The record is from RefSeq and is a predicted model, not a curated record. The coding region runs from base 1 to 1068 and encodes 355 amino acids.
AUGCGGCUGAACCUUGUCCGAGGCUGUCGGCCGCAGAAUCUUUGUUCAUCCAAAUCCCGUCUUGCAUCACGAGGAUAUGCCUUCCAGGCCUCUGGCAGCCCCAUCCCAAGCGUCUUCAACCGCCGCACCAAAUGGCUGCAAAAGGAGCGGGCAGCCUCAAACCCCGAGCUCAGCAGGCAGGCCGACUACCUCAAAGAUGAGGUGGCCAUGAGGGUUUGCGAGCGUCUUCUUGACAUCAAGCGGCCCUUCGCGCGUGUCCUCGAUCUCGGCGCCAACUCGUGCAACAUUGCACGGGCCCUAACGCGAGAAAACCCCGACCCGGACCCGUCCAGGCCCGAGUCCCCUCCACUGGCCGUGACCUCACAGAUCGAGGAGCUCGUCGCCGCCGAGUCGUCGGCCUCGCUGCUCCACCGGGACGCCGACCUCCCCUUCAACACCUGCCUGCCCAGCCUCAAGCUGACCCGCCAUGUGCUAAGCGACGAGGAAACACUCCCCUUCGAGGGAUCCUCGUUCGAUCUGGUGCUGAGCAGCCUGUCGAUGCACUGGAUCAACGACCUGCCCGGAGUCCUGGCGCAGAUCAACCACGUGCUGCGGCCCGACCGGCCGUUCAUCGGGGCCAUGCUGGGCGGGGACACGCUGUUUGAGCUGCGCACGUCGCUUCAGCUGGCCGAGCAGGAACGGCGGGGGGGCAUCUCCCCCCACGUGUCCCCGCUGGCCGACGUGCGCGACGUGGGCGGCUUACUGCAGCGCGCCGGCUUCCAGAUGCUGACUGUCGACGUCGAGGACAUUGUGGUCGACUACCCGGACACGUUUGCGCUCAUGCAGGACCUGCAGGCCAUGGGCGAGGGGAACGCGGUUUUGGGCAGGGAGAUGGGGGGUAUUGGUAGGGAUGUGUUGCUCGCGAACGAGGGCAUUUAUAGGGCGUUGCACGGCAAUGAGGACGGGAGUAUCCCGGCGACUUUCAGGGUGAUUCACAUGAUUGGGUGGAAGGCGGGUGGAAACCAGCCGAAGCCGUUGAAACGAGGGAGUGGGGAGGUGAAUUUGAAGGAUAUUUUGGAGCAAAAGUAG